Messenger RNA from Grus americana (Whooping crane), 2383 nucleotides. It is a transcript of the gene IL17REL, whose product is annotated as interleukin 17 receptor E like. The transcript is spliced from 17 exons. The coding region runs from base 15 to 1448 and encodes 477 amino acids. Gene Ontology annotation, molecular function: interleukin-17 receptor activity. The record is from RefSeq and is a predicted model, not a curated record. NCBI's taxonomy places the organism in Eukaryota, Metazoa, Chordata, Aves, Gruiformes, Gruidae.
CCUUCCAAUUUAGGAUGAUAAGUAUUCACGUGCAGAUUCUUCUAAUAAUUCUUUUUUGGAAUUCUGAUUGUCAGAUUAUUCCCAGGAUUGAAGAAUGUGGACUUUCAUGUUCUCAGGGGAUUCAUUGUAAAAGCAAACCUUCCAGUGGCAUUUUUAACAGCUUCUGCCAUGAUGCUCCUGCAUCUUUAUCUUCUAUGGUACUGAAAAGCAUGAAGAUCUCAACAGUGAUGAAAUGCAUCCAAGGAAGCCCAUGCUCUCUUCAUUUAAACAUUAAAGGAACUCUGAGUCUGGAUGAAAAUAUCCGUGGGCUGGAAAUAUGUUCUCUUUCACUGGACACACAGCAAUCUCAGUGCACAAGUGUGAGAUUUGCUAGGAAAAAAAGCAAGAUGCCUAAUGGAAAGAAGGUACAGGUACAAUUCAAUUGCAUUGAAGUCAAUGUAGCACAACACAUCUAUGUGACCAUGAAAACAGUACCAAAUUACUGUGAAGUCAAGCUGAGUCAGGAAUACUAUGUUGAAGAUUGCAGGAACAGUGAUGUGGGAAAAUAUAUUCCAGCUUGUCUGGCUGGAAAGUUUGAUUAUAAUGUAGACAGGGCAAGAAAAAUUAUAUCAGUGAAUGUAUCCCACUUUCUUCGAGAUCAAGAUUAUUACGUUCGCCUGUGCCACAAAUGGUUUACCUGUGAAGAUGUAGGGGCAUUUGCUGUGAUAAAAGGGAAGGAAUCUUUAAAAUCGGUUUCUCUGAAAUAUUCUCAGCUACUUCCUUGUCUUUGCAUUGAGGGUUGGCUGGCAAUUCCAGAUGCAAGGAGGAUACAACUUUGCCCGUUUGAAAAUGAUACGAAGGCGCUAUGGGAUAAUAUUGUUUACAACCCAGCAACACAAACCCUAGCUUGGGAGCCAGCCUGUCCUGUGCUUGUCAUGGUUAACCUAUGCAGGUUAAUGAAGUCUAACAACCACUGUGAAGAUAUACAAAACACUUCAAAAAAUUCACCUGAGAAACAGGUUAAAUAUUCUCGUGUGGACACUCACCCGAGACUUUGCAUGAAGUUUACAACCAAGCAAGGCUCUUGGGUUAAAUGUCCAUUUGCUCAUGGAGAAUUUCCAGCUUGGAAAAUGAGAACUGCUGCAGUUGCAGAACAAAUACAAGUUUUCUUCACAUCCCAAAUGAAGGCACAGUUCUCAGUGCUUGUGUGUAACAGGACGCAGCUGGCCUCAUGUGAAUCUGUUGGGAUGCACCAUUCAGCCUCUGUGGGAGGUUCUGUAUCAAUCGCUAUGUCACGGGAAAUGUGUGGGUCAACAAUUUGCAUUCAGGGCUGGAGGACAGAUGUAGAUUAUUCAGUUCCACUUGAGAUCUGUGAUAUCCACUGUGGUUUUCGUGGUCAGACAUACGGUGAUGGAAACCCAGCAAAGGCCAUGACACACAGAAUGAAGAGUGUGCAUUCCUUGCAUUGAAUUUAACAACACAUUUUCAAGGUCCUUAGUAUCUUCUCAACAUGAAGUUGUAUUUUGGUGUAACUUGCAAAUCUUGUCUAACUGGUCAUCUCUCAUGUCAGUAGUUUCUGCUAAUUACUGUGAGAUUAUUCUCAUGAGUGAAGAAUUUAGCAAGUUAAGCCUACUCUAACAUGUCCAAAAGAAGCUGGAUUAUGAUUCCUCAUUUCCUAGUAUUUCAAAACAAAACAUGUCUUAGAUCACUUAGAAAAUCAGGUUCACAUUUUCCUUCUAAAUUAAUAUUUUUACAAACAAUAUGCUAUGAAUGAGUACUUUCAUAGUACCUUGUGUACCUAUAGAAGAAGUAUUUAAGAUUUUCUUAUUUGUAACCUUUGUUUUUAAACCAUAAGCAAAAGUUUUUGAGAAAUGAAGAAUGCAGAUGUUUUCUCAGCUUUGUUACCGUAUCCUUCUUUGUCAUUUCCUUUGUUUUCUGAUGCCAUUCUGAUGAUCUCACCAUGACAGACCAUAUUCCUUAAAUAUAUCUAACAACUGCUUUCUGUGUUUGCAUUUGUAUUUGACUUGGAGAUAACUUUACUAUUUGAGGAAGUACAUAUCUUUGGUUUGAUAGCUAUUUAAAACAGUCAUGUGGAAAUCCAGCCUAGAAGGAAACAGUUUAGUGGAAAAAAUUGAGUUUUUGUUUUUUUUUCCAUCAUAUCAGUAUUUAUACUCAAUUGUUGAGAAUAAUAUUAUGCAUUGUACUGAUUAUCAAACAUUGGCCUUUAUUUCAUGGAAUACUCCUAUCAAACAUCCUUAUUUCCUGUUGUGUAACAAGGAAAUAAAGUCAACUAAAAGAUGAUUAAUAGCAAAUCCUGAAACCAUGUGGAAUUGCUCAUGUGAGAUCAGGAAUAUGGGUGGGGAGUGAGGGUCUGGAACAAGAAGUUGAUCAAUAAAAAACCAGU